AUGAACGUAGAGGAGAGAAAUUUCAAAAAAGGUGAUGUGGUGAGAGAAGUAACUGUUCAGACUGGUGGAUCUGUUAUUAUUCCAUGUCAUUAUGAAAAUAAAUACAUCCAACACAAGAAAUAUUGGUGCUAUGAUGCAGGAACAGCUUAUAAUUGCUGCUGUUCUCUAGCAUAUACAAAUAAAACCAAAGGAGAUGUGUCAGUAAUUGAUCAUCCUCAUCAGAGUUUAUUUACUGUCACUAUGAGAGACCUGCAGGAGCAAAACACUGGAACUUACUGGUGUGCUGUGGAUAAUGAAGGACACUUGUGUAUGAUAGAGCAGCUUAAUAUCACAAUCCAAUCAGAUCCUGAUGUCUCUGUGAUGUCCAGCAGUGUAACUGUAGAUGAAGGUGGUAAUAUCAGUGUACAGUGUCUCUACACUUCUACAUAUAAGAAUAAACACAAACAGUGGUGUAGAUAUAAAGACAAGAGCUGUUACACAUCCCAGAAUGCAUCAGUUGAGAUCAGUGAAGAUGGGAGAGGAUCUUUGACUGUGGUGAUUUUUGGACUGAUGAAGAGUGAUUCUGGCUGGUAUUACUGUUCUGUAGGAGAUCAACAGGCUCCUGUUCAACUCACAGUCACUGGUAAAACUUAUUCAGUUAUCAAGAUGUGGAAGUUUUGCUACACCAUGCAAAACAGCAACACCAUCAGUGAUUACAGACAGCAGCUCAACAAGAGACACAAGAGUCAUACCGGCCCACCGGAAAAGGUCCAGACUCUCCCGAUUGCCACUCCGCUACUGGCUGUAGGGAAGAAGACUCUGUUAAUCCUCAAUCCUGAAUGUGAUGUGACGUACAGUUUUGUCAUUACACUUCCCAAGACUGAAGCAUACAGUCCAGAGGUAGAGGAACCUGUGAUCUACAGCUCUGUGUCUGAAUAG
Molecule: messenger RNA, 918 nt
Organism: Misgurnus anguillicaudatus (oriental weatherfish)
Lineage: Eukaryota; Metazoa; Chordata; Actinopteri; Cypriniformes; Cobitidae
Source: RefSeq, a predicted model, not a curated record